AGACAAUGAUCAGCCACUUGAGCACGGGCGGGAAGCACAAUGUUGUGGCUGUGACCAGGGGCAGGGCACCUGAAAGAAAUGAGAGAGAGAGAGAGCCGAGGAGGUGAUAGUGGUCGGCGAGAGGUGAACACACGGCGACUGGCCAUUGAUAAGGCGGCUCGGCUCAGUCGCAAAUCAAAACUCAAACACGAUGGAGGGUCCGCCAGCUUCCGCUUGCCUAAUCUUUGCCGCCUUGGCACUCGGUUUAAUUGUCACCACCGGGGCCGUUCAGGGUGGAGUGUUCAAGGAGCUAACGACACCUUUGGGUCACCAGAUCAUGCGGCUGGCCAAGUCCGCAGAGAUGCGAUCCUUCAUCGACGCCAGUGUUGAUCCCUGCGAUGAUUUCUAUGGCUAUGCCUGUGGCAACUAUGUGAGCAUCAACGCGGCCACCCCGGAUAAGGACACCAAUAUCGGUCAGGUCAUGUUCGCCAGUUAUCUGCGUCGCGCUAGGCAGAUCCUCAAUCAGCCCCGAAUGAGCUCGGAUCGACCCAUGGAGACGCGAGUCAAGUAUUUCUAUGAAUCCUGCCUGGAUACCUCCUCCUUGAGGACAAACCAGCGCUCUCAACUACUCAACGUACUAAGGGAGUUCGGCGGCAUGCCAGCUGUGGAAGGCUCCUCCUGGGAUGAGUUCCAGUUCGAUCCCAUCGAGACAAUGGCUCAGCUUCUGCGUCGCUAUGGAAAAUUAACUCUCCUGGGAGUCUAUGUGGCUCCGGACUUCACCAACUCGCAGAUAAACCGCCUGUAUCUGGGUCAGAGGGAUGAUCUGGCGGUGCGGGAUGAGGCCACCAGUUUGGCCAAGAAGGUGGAGCUAAAGAUGAGAUUGCAGGACCAGCUGGGAUUGUCGGAGCAGCUGGCCAGGAAAACUGCCAUUGAGAUCAUAGACCUGGAGGCGGAACUUAGCCGCAGUGUCCUUGAUCGUGGCAUGGACCGAGAUCCAAGACUUAGGAGUCGACUGACAAUGCUCAGUAACAUGACGGAAGCCUACGGUUCGGCAUUGAAUCUUACGCGAUUUGUGAAAUCCUGGCUGGGCCAUGACUACAUCCUGCCCGUUUACGAGAAUGUGCCCGGCUAUCUGUUCCAGCUAAAGAAGACCCUGCUGACUACGUCCAACCGGGUGCUGGCCAACUAUAUGCUUUCCAGCCUUCUCCGGGACUUUGAAAUACAGGCGGAUGAGCGGAAGCAGGAGGAGAUCUGCGCCGAAAGGAUCACAAUGCUUUUUCCCGAUGUCAUAGACCACCUGGUGUACUACUCCCUGGAACAGCAGAGUCCCCACCUGCCCACCGAUUUGAAGCUCCUGUGGAUCGAUCUGAAAGCCGCCUUCGAGGAGAUGUUGAGUUCCGCGGAGCUGGAAUGGCUGGACGAGAAGACCCGUGGAGAUGUAGUGGAAAAACUAAGGGGUAUGAGCUUUGAGGUAGCCGGCGAGAAGCCUGUUAACUUUGAGGAGCAAUACGGUCGCAUGGUGGUCAGCUCUGCCGAUUACUAUGGCAACGUGCGACGCCUGCUGGCCGUCCAGGCGAGCAACCUUCGAACGGAUCUGAUGCGGGACACCAGGAGCGAGAACUAUUACGAUGGCGUGAUUGAGUCACCCUUCUACCUGACGGAGUCUAAUCUGGUGGUGCUGCCGGCCAGUUAUAUGCAGCACCGCUACUUCUGGGAUGAUGUCUACCCGGUGGCUCUAAAAUAUGGCACCCUGGGCUUCAUCCUGAGUCACGAAAUGGCCCACGGCUUUGAUGACCUCAGCCGUCUCUUUGACAGCAAGGGGAACUUGAAUGAUACGUGGAGCAACCAAGCCAAAGUUGGGUUCAACCUGAUAAAGGAAUGCCUGGUGGAGCAGUUCAGUGAGUUGCGAUACAGCAAUCUGCGAUUGCCCAAGCUGGAGGCACAGGGCGAGAACAUCGCCGACAAUGUGGGUGUACGCAUCUCCCAGGCGGCAUACCGGAAGUGGCUGGAGGAAGCCAAGACCCUGGACUCGGAGACUCUGCCCCACAUGUCCCAGACGCCGGAGCAACUCUUCUACCUCGGUGUGGCGCAGUCGAUGUGCUCCGGUAUUCUGAUCGACCGGCGUCCGGCCUUCCUUCGAAACAGUGUCCAUCCGCCGAAUGAGUCGCGGGUUUUCGCCAUGAUGUCCAACAGUCGAUCCUUUGCCGAGGCCUUUCAGUGUGGCAAUCAAACCAAGAUGAAUCCCCCACACAGAUGUCUCAUGUAUUGAGGUUUCCCUGCCGUCUGGCAGAUGGAGCGAUAGCGCUCUCAAGUUGAUACGAGUUCGGUUUAAAUACAAAAAUAGUUCCGCUUCCG
Messenger RNA from Drosophila serrata, 2334 nucleotides. It is a transcript of the gene Nepl17, whose product is annotated as Neprilysin-like 17. Gene Ontology annotation, cellular component: plasma membrane. Gene Ontology annotation, biological process: protein processing. Gene Ontology annotation, molecular function: metalloendopeptidase activity. The record is from RefSeq and is a predicted model, not a curated record. NCBI's taxonomy places the organism in Eukaryota, Metazoa, Arthropoda, Insecta, Diptera, Drosophilidae.